AUGGAUUUCGAAGAUGAGCUGGCAGGCUUUGGAAGCAAUAUGCCUCCAGCAUCCUCAGUCUCGAAUGGCCGUCGAUCACCGCGUUCCCGUCAAACGGCCCCGCAAGAAUCGGUUCAUCAGUUCUGGGAACAGUUCACCACGAAACAUCCGGGGAAAGUGUACACAGUGCUACCACUCAAUCCGUAUGCGCGCACCAGGGCAAAGCGAGUGCCAAACGGUGUCAUUCAGGGUCACGCCGCGGUCAAAUCCUACGAACAAGCGCGACAGGAGUGUGAGACAUCGGUAGGACGGAUCGUGAGGGAAUGUCGCCGUGUUAACCAGAAAUAUACGGAUCCGCACUUUGACAUCGAGCUGGAUUUGAAGUCGAAUCGACGGUAUUAUCUGGACGAGCUGAAUCAUGUCAAUGACAUCAUGAAGCCACGAGGAGUAAAGAGGGUCACGGAGAUAUUCGAGAGCCCCCAGUUCUAUGUCAACGGGCCUACGGCAUCGGACGUGCGUCAGGGCUAUGACGGCGAUUGUUGGCUCAUGGCAGCUUUAUGUACGAUGGGUAAUAAGGAAGGAUUGAUCGAAAAGGUCUGUGUGGCCAAGGAUGAAAAGGUUGGAAUUUACGGUUUUGUCUUCUAUCGCGAUGGCGAGUGGCAGCAAUGCAUUGUCGAUGACAAGCUCUAUUUACGAGCCGCAAAUUAUGAUGAAUCCAACGACGAGCGAAUGGCCUGGGACAUGAUCAACCGCAGCAACGCCGAGGAAGAGUACCGUCGAAUCUGGCAGACCGGCUCUCGGGCAUUGUACUUUGCACAAUGCGUGGAUCCCAAUGAAACUUGGUUGCCAUUGCUGGAAAAGGCAUUUGCCAAAGCGCAUGGGGACUAUUCGGCCAUUGAGGGUGGAUUCGUCGGCGAAGCCAUCGAAGACAUGACUGGAGGCGUCACUUCCGAAAUUCUAUCAAGCGAUAUUCUCGACAAAGACCGGUUUUGGACCGAGGAGCUCAUGAAGGUGAACAAGGAGUUCCUCUUCGGUUGUGGUACGGGCUUGUUCUCCAACUGGCUUGAUUCCCAGUCUCCGCCACGGGACCGCAAGGGUAUUUCCGAAAAUCACUCCUACUCCAUCAUGGACGCGAGAGAAGUCAAAGGCAAGCGGUUGCUGCGUUUGCGCAAUCCUUGGGGUAAGAAGGAAUGGCAGGGUGCUUGGAGUGACGGUUCACAAGAGUGGACCGCCGAGUGGAUGGAGUUGCUGGGACACCGGUUUGGAGAUGAUGGAUUCUUUUGGAUCACCUACGAAGAUCUGCUCAAGCAGUAUCAGCAUUUCGACCGUACCCGUCUGUUUGGUGGCGACUGGACUGUUACUCAACAAUGGACGACUCUCCAUGUACCCUGGUCGGCGGACUAUCACAGUUCUAAAUUUGUGAUCACCGUCACACGCGAGGGGCCUACAGUCAUUGUUCUUUCCCAACUUGACACCCGCUAUUUUAACGGCCUUGCGGGUGAAUACAGCUUCGUCUUAAAAUUUCGGGUACAGCGGGAAGGCGACGAAGAUUAUAUUGUGCGUAGCCACAGCAGUCACUUCAUGACACGCUCCGUCAAUGCCGAGAUUGAUCUUCUCCCUGGUCGGUAUCAUGUUUUGAUGAAGAUCACAGCCUACCGCCACGAUGAUGCAGAAUCAACAGAAGAAACCGUCCGACGCCUAGCCUCCACUCAUCGAGAAAAGCUCGUGCAAGUCGGGCUAUCCUACGAUUUGGCCCACGCAAAAGGUCUCGUCACUGAAACGGAGCAGGAAAGACUCGACUCCGAGCGUCGCAAAGCUGCCGAAUGGCGGAAGCUGCGGGAAGAGACCAAAUUGAAGAAGCAAAAGCAAUGGAUCCGAGAGCGCAAGUUGGCCGCUCGACAACAGCGCCAAUCAGCACUAGAGACUCGCUCCGUCGGGCGCGCCAAUGGCGCUCCUCUGGAUGACAACUUCGGCUCUGGUCAGGUCCUGGCCGACAACAAGACCUCCCAGUCUCCCUCUGAGAUGAGCAGUUUCUCCAACGGCUCGAUUGGCCGCAAAGUCGCCACCAGCAACGGUCGUGUUGACUCGACACCUCCGAUCUAUUUCAACGGAGAAGUUACACCACAGGGUAGCAGUUCAAGCGGUCUGAGAAUCGACUUUGGUCGUAUGAGUCCGCAAAGCCGUCUGGCGAACCAUGAAUUGAGCGCGAUGGACCAACACCUACUGGAGGGAUUUGAGUUUGAUAGUGAUCUUGACAUGCCUUAUGAUGAGCCAAAAGGCCGUCCUCCCAUCUCAGAGCUGGAGAGUCCUGCCGAGGAUCCGUGGAAUGCGGUCUGCGUCGUAGGACUUCGUGUUUACUCCAAGGACCCAAAGUUAAGCCUGCAGGUUAUGCGCCCGGUGCCGAACGAAGAUACGGAGGCACCUCUGGAUCGAGACGAUCCUGCUGCGUCGGCGACCUUGGAGAAGAGUUUAUGGGGUAGUCGAGGCUCGCCUCAUUUGGUCUGA
Messenger RNA from Penicillium diatomitis, 2484 nucleotides. RefSeq lists its product as uncharacterized. Gene Ontology annotation, cellular component: cytoplasm. The transcript is spliced from 4 exons. Gene Ontology annotation, molecular function: calcium-dependent cysteine-type endopeptidase activity. Gene Ontology annotation, biological process: proteolysis. Bases 1 to 2484 code for a protein of 827 amino acids. NCBI's taxonomy places the organism in Eukaryota, Fungi, Ascomycota, Eurotiomycetes, Eurotiales, Aspergillaceae. The record is from RefSeq and is a predicted model, not a curated record.